GGUAACGACAGAGUCUCGAAUUAAGAAUAAGAAUGCCUCAGAUCAGCAGUACUAGUGUAAUCGAGGAAUCAAAGCUCCCCUUACUAGAUCAUCAUUUAUGUUCAACCAUUCACUCGAAUAACAAAAACGAUGGUCAUGAGCUGCGUGACUACUUUUCGCAAAGGUUUUGGAUCGAAUCGAAGAAACUAUGGCACAUUGUUGGCCCUGCAAUCUUCUUCCGUGCCACCAACUACUCCAUGAUAGUAAUCACCCAAAUCUUUGCCGGUCAUUUGGGUGAUCUUGAGCUAGCUGCAAUCUCACUUGCUUACAAUGUCAUCAUUGGCUUCGACUUUGGUCUUUUGUUAGGACUGGCAAGUGCACUAGAAACGUUGUGCGGCCAAGCUUUUGGAGCCAAAAAGUAUUACAUGUUAGGUGUAUACCUGCAGCGUGCAUGGAUUAUUUUGUUCAUUUGUUGCGUUCUGAUACUGCCUUUGUUCCUAUUUACCUCUCCAAUCUUGAGACUCAUGGGACAACCUCGGGAGGUGGCGGAGUUAACUGGGGUGGUUGCCGUUGGGAUUAUACCACUUCACUUCUGCUUGGGAUUUCUGUUCCCCCUGCAGAGGUUCUUGCAGUGCCAGCUUAAGACAGGAGUGAUCGCAUGGCUGUCUUUGAUAGUGCUUCUGAUGCAUUUGAUCACAAGCUGGUUGUUUGUGUAUGUGUUCAAGCUUGGGGUGAUUGGCACUGCUGUAACUUUGAGCUUCUCUUGGUGGCUCUUGGCGCUGGGGUUGCUGCUUUACACACUUUUUGGUGGCUGCCCCUUGACUUGGAAUGGUUUCUCCAUUGAUGCAUUUUCUGGUCUCUGGGAAUUCACUAAGCUCUCUGCUGCUUCUGGGGUCAUGAUUUGCUUGGAGAAUUGGUACUACAGGAUAUUGAUAUUGAUCACUGGAAGCCUUAGUAACGCAGAGAUUGACCUGGAUGCUUUAUCCAUCUGCAUGGCCAUUAGUAGCUGGCAGAUGAUGAUUCCACUGUCUUUCUUUGCUGGAGCUGGGGUGAGGGUGGCAAAUGAGCUUGGAGCAGGAAAUGGAGAAGGGGCAAGGUUUGCCACAGUGGUGUCGGUUGUAACAUCUACUAUGAUCGGCCUAGGAUGCUGGUUUGUGAUAAUGAUUUUGAACCACAAAAUUGCUCUUUUAUUCUCGUCUAGCGAACCUGUCCUGGAAAUGGUGGACAACCUCAAAGUUCUCUUGGCUUUUACCAUUCUGCUUAACAGUAUUCAGCCAGUUCUCUCUGGAGUUGCUGUGGGGUCGGGAUGGCAAGCAUACGUGGCAUACAUAAAUCUUGGUUGCUAUUAUUUGUUAGGGCUCCCGCUUGGAUACCUUCUUGGAUGGCAUUUCCACCAAGGUGUCAUGGGCAUAUGGGCUGGAAUGAUGUUUGGCGGAGUUGGGAUCCAGACUUUGAUAUUGGCCAUGAUUGUGGGUCGGUGCAACUGGGACAAGGAGGUGGAGAAAGUUAAUAUGAUUAAAGAGAAGUGGGAAGCCAUCGGAAAGAAACAGGAGGAGCGGUGCAUUUAAUAUAAUAUAAAGAUGAGCAGAUCGAUCUCCCAUUUUUAUUUUCCUGUUUUUGUCGGGCAUCGGCUAUUACUGGCUCUUGUAAUUUAUGGGAGUUCGACUGAAAUCACAUAAAAUGAGUACCGCUUUGGCAAUCCACAGUUGCCAUUGGGUCCUGAUCAAGGGAUAAAAACAUUAAUUUCUACUCAGUAGUGUGUUCAAUUUGUGUUUUUUAUAAAUUAAUAUUG
Messenger RNA from Corylus avellana, 1771 nucleotides. RefSeq names its product protein DETOXIFICATION 27. Gene Ontology annotation, cellular component: membrane. Gene Ontology annotation, biological process: xenobiotic detoxification by transmembrane export across the plasma membrane. Gene Ontology annotation, molecular function: antiporter activity; xenobiotic transmembrane transporter activity. Lineage: Eukaryota; Viridiplantae; Streptophyta; Magnoliopsida; Fagales; Betulaceae. The record is from RefSeq and is a predicted model, not a curated record.